This is a messenger RNA of Rhodamnia argentea, 663 nucleotides long. RefSeq names its product light-regulated protein, chloroplastic. Bases 1 to 474 code for a protein of 157 amino acids. The transcript is spliced from 3 exons. Gene Ontology annotation, cellular component: chloroplast. The record is from RefSeq and is a predicted model, not a curated record. Lineage: Eukaryota; Viridiplantae; Streptophyta; Magnoliopsida; Myrtales; Myrtaceae.
AUGAAUACACGACCAAAACGCAUUGGAUCCUCAUUCUGCUUGAAACCCCACAUCAAGGCUCACACCAGAACCAUGCAGACAUCAGUAAUUUUUGCAGCAGCACCAUCUUUCCCACUAGCGUCCACCAACAAGUCACCUGGGUCGCCAUGGAAGUUCAAGCCAAGGCCACAAAGUAGCCGUUUUCCUCUCCUCAAAGCGCAUGCCGAUCCGUCUGAAGUCGACUAUAGCUCCAUGACCUCUGUCUUUCCAGCAGAGGCUUGUGAGACACUUGGAGGGGAGGCCUGCAAUGUGGAAAUGUACCCGGAAGUGAAGCUGAAACCGGAACCUCGGAGCACCAAUCCCACGACUUCCUCCGAGCUGGUCGACCGAGAGUACUACGAGUAUGAUAGCCCCAAGACGGUGUUUCUAGGAGAGGCCUGUGAUGAUCUUGGAGGAGAAUUCUGUGAGGCUGAAUUUCAAAAAGGAGUGCACUGAGAGAAGAGCUUCUGUGGAUCAAAAUCUGCCGGCUGUGGUGUAUUAAUGUCACUAUGCACUGUUUCUUCUGAUGCGAAUCCUUUCUGUGUUAUGUAAUUGGACAUCCUGUAGCUGCAUAUAUACAUAAGGAAUCCAUCCACAAUAUGGACUUGACCUUUUACUAAAGAUGAAAGUUUAGUUCUUGGAGUA